Molecule: messenger RNA, 369 nt
Organism: Lactuca virosa
Lineage: Eukaryota; Viridiplantae; Streptophyta; Magnoliopsida; Asterales; Asteraceae
Source: the annotation of a GenBank genome assembly
AUGAACGAUGAUAAGCAAAUACAGUGGCAGGAGCAGAAAUCGAUGAUGAAACCUUCAUCCAUGUUCAAAAACCAUUACAAAACUGCAACUAAAUCAAGACCAAGACCCAUCAAUAAUAUGAAAUCAAACCCAAUGAACUUAAAUCGCCACAUCCAACCCUUGACCUUCAACAUCGAAUCAAUAAAUCAAAGCUCUCCACCCAGAAAUCGAACCAUUGGACGUCUACGGUUGCAUCGUGGGGGUGAGGCUGUGAACUUCUCAAAUUCAGUAGUAUCCAUAGAUUCGCUCCAGAAACUCAUUGGAAAGUACAUUGUUAAGAGACUAGACAGUGAGCUUCUCAGGCGAGGGAGAGAGAAAAGGGGCGAGUGA